Oreochromis aureus is the source of this 9906-nucleotide messenger RNA. Its product is annotated as nesprin-2. The transcript has 50 exons. The record is from RefSeq and is a predicted model, not a curated record. Gene Ontology annotation, molecular function: protein binding. The coding region runs from base 87 to 7952 and encodes 2621 amino acids. Lineage: Eukaryota; Metazoa; Chordata; Actinopteri; Cichliformes; Cichlidae. Gene Ontology annotation, cellular component: membrane.
GCCUGGAGAGGCUCAGACAGCUGGAGCUGUGGCUGCAGGAAUCCCAGAGGAGCCUUCAAGCUGCCAGUGUUGCCGGUGUAGCAACCAUGCAAGACAGCGUGGAACAACAACUACUUACCUGUCAGGAGAUGUAUCUGGAGAUUGAGCAGAAGGUAGCCAGCUUGUCAGCUCUCAGUCAAACCGCUGACCAACAGCACCAGCAGAGUGAACUGGGAGCUGCGGGAUCCCAGCAGGAGGCAGCUGAGCUUCUUGGCACCAGGCUGGAACUCCUGAAGAACAACCUGGUGUCCUUUCAGCAGCUGCUACAGAACAGACAAGAAGAGGAGAGGAUGAGCAGCAACAAAGGGCCCCAGGAGCAGCAUUCAGUUUCUCAGGCAGAUUAUCAGCCUGAGUCUAAAGUGAGGCGCAGCAACAGUGUUCAAGAGAUCUUCUCAUCACCUAAAAACAAACUUCUCAGACAGAGCAGCCUGCAGCAGCAAAAGGAGCUGGAGCACGAGCUCAGUGAACAAAGAGGACUAACUCAGGCCAUCGCCAGGCAUGGCAGCAGAGCGCUGCUUUACAGCCAGGAGGACCACAGCCAGCUCUCACUAAGGUCGCCUCCUGCUGCGGCUGAUGAGGAGGAGGACUCAGCUCAGAAGAAGUGGGAUCACCUUCACAGUCAGCUGCUGACUUUGGAGGAGAGCUGGCUGCUUCCUCCCUCCGAGGUGACAGACUCAUCUGUGAAGCGUAGCAAUGGAACAGCAGGAUGCAUGAUUGCUACAAAAAACCUGAAAGAGCUCCAGACCUGCAUCAGCCAUCUUAGAGAGCUGGGACACACAUCUGCAGAGCUUCUGAAUCAGGCCUGCCCUGCUGAGGGAACCCAUCAGACCCUUGAUGAAGGUUUGUUUCAUGUAUUGCAUGGAGCAUCCCUGUGCCUGGACUCCAUGAAAAGCAUGCUGUGCUCACCUGUUCUGGUGACAGAUGAAGAAGAACCCCAGCUAAGGCUGCUUCACCUACGGAGUCUCUCAGCAGAGCUUGUCACCCUUGGCAGUGAGCUUGUUUCUCAGGGGUCAAAGGUCAGCAAUGUGUUGGGGUCAAAGUGUGGUCAGCAGUGCGUUGAUGAUCUGUGCAGACUACUUCCUGUGGUCGAGAUCGCGCUGGCCAGCAGAGAGAAGCAGCUCAGGAUCCUGCAGGAGGACAGUGCAGAGAAACAGGCUGCUGCUCAGAUCCAAGAGUCUCUGCAGCAGCAGGUCGAGCAGGUCAACUCCAUACUGGAGGAGGCUGCCCAACACAAUCUGCCUGCCUCUCUCAUCCACCAGGCCACACAGCUGCAGGGUGAGUUGGAUACAGUAGUGGGUGGUGUCCGUUCCCACUGUGAGGAGCUGAAGAGCGGCGUGGAACUGCAGAAGCAAUAUGAGCAGCUGGUCCGCAGCUUUGAGGACCUGCUCAGUCUGGGCUCUGACAGUUUCACUCAGCAGCCUGACACAGAGCUCCGGAGCAGGGCCCAGCUCCAGAAGAAGCUAAGCAGUCAUAUGAGGUUUUUCCAGUUCCUGGGUGAUCACUUUGAAAUCCUGAGGUACCUGACCAAUAGAGUCCCAGAUAUGCCCCUAGAAAAAUGGGAGGGCACAAUAAAGGGUCUGCAGGACCAGGUGGCUCGACUGCAGCAGGAUGGACUGGAGAAAGGGACCAAGAUGCAGGAAACAUUAGAGAUGUGGUCACAAUGGGAGAAGGACAGUGCAUGGUCCAACUCUUUGAUGAGAAGUAUUGAGACAUCAUUUCCCAAGAUCCCUGAGGGAUCUGAGCAGGAAUCAGAGAAGCCUCUAAGCUACAAGGAGCUGCAUCGCAUUUUGGAGGAGAAUGAAGCGCAGGUCAGUCAGAUGCUGGAGGGAGGCCGGCGACUGCAGAGAGCGGGUUGUAGUGGAGUGGGUGUGUCUGUCUGUAAACUGGAGGCUCGCUGGAGAUCUUUGCACAAGAGGCUGGAACAUGAACGCACCAGCUUUGACAAAGAAAGGAAACUGAAGAGCAGGUUUCGUCACAACUCUGCCACGCUGUCUCAGUGGAUGGAUGAGGCUAGACAGCGGAUUGAUAGAUGGAGUGAGCUCAGUGAGGAGAUGGAUGUUGAACAGAGGCGUGAGCUCUACCUCCAGUCUGUGGCUUUGACCAAAGAGUUGGAAGCCAAAUCUGAAGUAAAGGUGGCAGUGACCGGUUCUUCGUCCCAGCUGCUGCAGCUGAGGGAACCACACUCAGAUAGAGAUCCUGAGGAUAAGGGGACUCCUCUGCCCAAGACUUCUGACAUAGAUAUGUGCUCCAUCAAUGCUCAGCUCAGACAGAUAGAGUUGGACUGGUCCAGUCUUCUCAUUGAUGUGCCUGUUAUCCAACAAACUCUGCAAAAGCGAUGGUUAGAGAUGGAGACACAGCAGGGGGCGCUGCUGGAGUUGCAGGCCUGGCUCGGAGCAGCUGAGUGUCAGUUGGAGGAGUACUGCAACAAAAUCAACAAAAACUCCUGCACCAACAAUGAUCUCACCCAGCUCCUGAAAUACUGCAAGGAGUCUCAGACAGAGAUGUGUGCACAUCAGAUUACAGUGGACUAUGUGAACCAGCCAUUACAGCCAAAUAGUACUGAGAAGGACCACAGGUUGCGCUACGAACAAAACCAGUAUGCAGAGGAGCAGGGUCGCCUCAACCAUCAGUGGCUCAGUUUGCAGGAAAAACUCAACUCUAAGAUUCAGGAGAUUGAACAGGAGUUGAGGAACAGAGUGGAGUGGGAUGCCCGACUGCAGCGGAUCAACAGCUGGAUCGCGGAUCAAAACCUCUGGAUGGACUCAGCUCAGACACCCAGCAGCCAGAUGGAGCUACAGAGGAGCAACAGCAUCUGCCAGGAUCUUGAGGAGAAGAUUAUGCAGAAGUCUGCAGCUCUUCAGGAGCUGAUAGACAAAGUUGGUGGCAGACAAGAAAACAGGAGCUGCAAUUUUAUCUGUCAAAUAGAUAAAUCCAUCGAGGCCUGCACAGCUCUCACACAGAGGAACGACUCAGUAAAACAGAGGCUAACUCAGGCCCAGCUGUUAUGGAACAACAUGGAGGAGAAGCUGAGUCACAUAGUGCUGAAAACAGUGAGAGCAUCUCAGACUCUAGAGUAUUACCGCGGCCCCCAGCUCUCCCUGCAGGCACACACAGAUCUCCAUGAAAAGCUGCAGCUCCUUCAACAGGAGACAGAAGCCUCAGAGGUAGAGUGGGACAAACUUGGUCAGAACAUCCUCUCUCUCAGAGAUACCAUCAGUCCUGCUGCUGCUGCCAUCAUCAGCAAAUGUCUGGACAGGCAGAGAGACAGUUGGACUACAGUGACUGGAGCUCUGGGCCAGCAGCUCCAGAGAUGUCAGAAGGUCCUGACUGUGUGGCAGGUUUAUGAUAAGCGUGCUGGGUCUCUGACAGAGCAACUGCAGGCACUACAGAGUGAGGCCACAUCUGUGCUGAGCAGCACACCUGCACAGGACAACACAGUGGAGCUGUUCACUGUCAAGAUAGAAAAUGUUCAGAGUCUCUUGCAGAGGACAGACACCUUGCAGUCUGACCUGGAGGGGGUGCUGGAAGCCUCCAAGGACUUGAUUAGCCACCUGGAACCUUCAGCCGCCAGUCUGGUCCAAUCAGAGUGCCGCUUGUUGCCACGUGGUGUCCUGCAGCUCAGACAGCAGCUGUCUAGGAAGCUGGGCCACCUGCAGGAGGAGCUUAAGCAGGUGCAGGAGUUUGAAAAUGUGCUGGAGUCACUGGAGAGGAAUCUGGAGGUCUGGCAGCAGCGCCUGGAGGAUCCAGCUCUGAAGGCAGACCAGUCUGGCCUCAUGGAGCUGAGCGGCCUGUCUGCUGACCUCGAUGUGCUCAACGAGCGGAGCUGCAGUCUGACGCUGGAGGACGCUGCAGCACACCGCCUGCAAUUCCUCAACCGCCAUUGGGCCGAUGCCUACACCAGAGCUGAGGAGGCCUGCAGUGAGCUGCAGACGGAGGUGCUGAGGCAGCAGAGGUUUGAGCAGAAGUGUGAAAGCUGGAUGUUGUUCCUGCAGAGGAUGGAGGACAGCCUGGCUGUAGACGUAGCGGGAUCGUACGACGGCCUCAGACAGCAGCUCUGUACUCACAAGCGCUUUCAGGCUGAGCUCUCCAUUGGUCACCAGAUCCUUCACUCAGUCAUCACUGAUGCUCUUCAUCUGAUGCAGAAAGGAGAGGUGGAGGGCAGGAGCGACUUCAUCCUAAAGCUGGCCCAGCUCAGAGAGCAGUGGCAGGGAGCAGUACAGCGGGCUGACCAGCGGCGCUCUUUGGUGGAGGGGUUGGUGAAGCACUGGCACCUGUACAGCCGCAGCCUGAGAAAGCUCCAGAGGUUCCUUGCGGACACGCAGACCCUGCUCCCCUCAGCCGGACUAACCUGCUGUAGCCUGCAGCAGCUCCGACGCUCCCUCCACGACCUGCAGCACACAGAGCUGUUGUUCCAGAGGUAUCAGAGCAGUUUCAUCAACACUCUGGAGGUGGGCCGUCAGCUGUUCUCCAUGGGGGACGAGGACACCCAGACUCAGCUUCAGACAGAUCUGGGGACACUGCAGGAGGAGUGGGACAGUCUCCACAGUUUGCUGUCCAAAAGACUGGAGCUCACCGAGGCUAUAAUCAAGAACUGGGAGCGCUGCGAGGCUGGGCUAACAGAUAGCAUGCUGCAGCUUAAAGACAUGAAGACCAGGCGGAACCAGACCAUGCCAGAGUGUGAUGACGACCUGGAGAGUGCAAAGCUCUGCAAGAAGAACAAGAUCUCCCUGGAGGACUGGGCUGAGAGCCUGACGGAGCUGAGCAGCAUGAAGACGGAUCUGUCCCAGUACAUCAUUGCUGACGAUGUCCUGCUGCUGCAGGAGCAGGUGGAGCACCUGCACUGCCAGUGGGAGGAACUCUGCUUCAAGGUGUCCCUGCGUAAACAGGAGAUCGCAGACCGCCUGAACGCUUGGAUCAUCUUCAAUGAGAAGAACAAGGAGCUGUGUGAGUGGCUGACGCAAAUGGAGAACAAGGUGGCGCACAACUCCGAUCUCAACAUCGAGGAAAUGGUCGAGAAACUCAAGAAGGACUGUAUGGAGGAGAUCAACCUGUUCAGUGAGAAUAAAACACACCUAAAGAAGCUUGGAGAGCAGCUCAUCACAGCCAGCAACAAGACAAAGGAAACGGAGAUCAACGACAAGCUGAAGGACGUCAACGACCGCUGGCAACAUCUGUUUGAUCACAUAGAGGCCAGGGUGAGGAAGCUGAAAGAGACGCUGGUGACGGUGCAGCAACUUGAUAAGAACAUGAGCAACCUGCGGACGUGGCUGUCCCGUAUUGAGGCAGAGCUAGCCAAGCCGGUGGUCUACAGCACCUGCCACAGUGAUGAGAUUCAGAGGAAACUAGCUGAACAGCAGGAUCUGCAGCGGGACAUCGAGCAGCACACAGAGAGCGUGGCCUCGGUGCUGACGUUAUGCGACGUCCUGCUCCACGAUGCCGAUGCCUGCGGCAGUGACUCAGAGAAUGACUCGAUCCAGCAGACCACCCUCAGCCUGGACCGCCGCUGGAGAAACAUCUGUGCCAUGUCCAUGGAGAGGAGGAUGAGAAUUGAGGAAACCUGGCGUCUCUGGUGUAAGUUCCUCGAUGACUACUCUCGCUUUGAACACUGGCUGAAGACGGCAGAACUGACAGCAGCCAGCCCCGACUCCGCCGACGUCCUCUACACCAGCGCCAAGGAGGAACUCAAGAAGUUUGAGGCGUUCCAGCGGCAGGUUCAUGAGCGCCUGACUCAGCUGGAGCUGGUCAACAAACAGUACCGCCGUCUGGCCCGAGAGAACCGCACCGACGCCGCCAGCAAACUUAAAGUCAUGGUCCACGAGGGGAACCAGCGGUGGGACAGCCUGCAGAGGAGGGUCGCUGCCGUGCUCCGCAGACUGAAGUAUUUUACGUCUCAAAGAGAAGACUUUGAGGGAACUCGUGAGGGGAUCCUCGUUUGGCUGACUGAAAUGGACCUUCAGCUCACCAAUGUAGAGCACUUCUCAGAGAGCGAUAUCGAAGAGAAAAUGAGAGAGCUAAACGGUUUUCAGCAGGAGAUUACCCUGAACACCAACAAAAUCGAUGCCCUGAUCGUAUUUGGGGAGAACCUGAUCCAGAAGAGUGCUCCUCUGGACGCUGUGCUUAUUGAGGAUGAGCUGGAGGAGCUCCACUCCUACUGCCAGGAGGUGUUUGGCAGGGUGGCUCGCUUCCAUCACCGCCUAGUGAAUAGACGUCCGGUUCUGGAAGAGGAGGAGGAGAGGGAGAUGUCAGACUGUGAACCAGACCGAGACGAUUCACCCGAUUUGACCCCGUCCUGGAUGGCGGAGAGGAGAAGGAAGGAGGUGGAUAUAGCUUCAGCAGUGGGAGGCGUUUCAGGUGGACCACAGGUGAUGUGCCACCUCCUGGUACCCCCUAUAGAGCGAUCAGGAAGAGAGACCCCCGUCAGUGUGGAUUCCAUCCCCCUAGAGUGGGAUCACACAGUCGACGUGGGGGGGUCAUCAUCCCAUGAGGACGACGAGGAUGCCACCUUCUUCAGCGCUCUGUCAGACAUGAAGGUCACAGAGAGUUCAGAGUCAUUUUUUAAAGUGACUGCCAGUGCAGUGAAAGCAGCCUCGGUGAAGUCAGUGACUGACACGCCUAGCUGGCACCUGCCUGGCUCCCCGGAGAGGAAACAGCUUCCUCGAGAUAUCAUCCAAGCCCUGAGCUCACUCCCUACACAUACAACCAGCACUCCCUUCCACCAGCAGGGCUAUGCGAAGCUAAUGUCAGAGUGCAGUGGCAGCAUCGACAGCGUGAAGAGAGUCAAACUCAUGCUGAACGAUGAGGAGGAGCUGGAGGAUGCAGGCCUGACCAGCAGCACGGCCAGCAAGCAAACCAGCACGGGUGUUAUCGAGCGCUGGGAGCUGCUACAAGCACAAAAAAACGCAGCAGAGAUCAAGCAGGACCUGGAACAGUGGCAGAAGCUCAACUCUGACCUCUCUGAUGUCACUUCCUGGCUUGGCAGGGUGCUGCCAGAGCUGGAGAGGCUGCAGAGAAUAGCACCGUCCACCAGCAUCCGAGACAUCGAGGUCAACAUCAGGAAACUCAAGGAGAUGCAGAAGAUUUUCAACAGCUACAAGUGUCUGAUGAUCUCCAUCAACCUGAGCAGCCGUCAUUUCCUGCGUGGCGACAGCACCGAGCUGCACGAGCAGCAGGAGGCCCUGGACUCAGCCAAUCACAGCUGGACUCAGGCCUGCAGCGGCCUGGAGAGCUGGGAGAGGAGCCUGCACUCUGCUGUCAUGCAGUGUCAGGAGUUUCACAAGACGCUACACUCGCUACUGCUGUGGCUCGCUCAGGCUGAGGACAAACUCCGCACAGUGAACGUCAACGACCGCUCGCACUCUGCACUCCUGCAGCACAGAGACACGCUCACAGCUCUGCAGGAGGAGCUGCGUGGCCGGCAACGGCGGGUUUCAUCACUGCAGGCAAUCUCCUCCCAACUUCUCCUGGAGGCCACUGGAGAGGACAGUGUAGAGGCCAAAGAGAAGGUCCACGUCAUCAGCAACAAGCUGCAUCUCCUGCUACGGCAGGUGGCUGCAGACCUGCGUACGCUGCAGGGAACACUGGAAACCUGCUCCACCAGUUCUGAAGUAGAAAGCAUUGGUCUGGGAAAGCUCAGCUCACCGUUUCUGCAACAGGAGGAGGCUGGUCUGCAGGCAGCUACGGUCAGACAAUCGGCAACCAAAAGGGAGGAGAGACAGGACUCUUCCCCACAGCGACCCCUCUUCUACCGGGUUCUGCGAGCUGCCUUCCCCCUACACCUGCUCCUCUUCAUGCUCCUGGUUCUGGCCUGCCUGGUGCCUCUCUCUGAAGAGAACUACAGCUGUACACUGUCCAACAACUUUGCCCGAUCUUUCUACCCCAUGCUGCGCUACACCAACGGCCCCCCACCCACAUGAUCACUGCCACACUUUGUGUCCAUGUUCUCCUUAUAAAGGGAUAGUAGUGGGGAAAAAACAAAACAGCCAUAUAUUGGAGGUGAAAAUCCCGAAUAGACACCGUUAACAAUGUCACGAGUCAUGUACCUUCUCCCUCCCAUACAAAAAUGAAGCUCACAGCUCUUCAUGUCUGAAGGAAUCAUGUGUUCUUCACUCUAAACUUUAUUACUGUAUUAAAUUAUUUAUUUAUUUAUGCUCCUAAAUAAGAAGCCAUAUCACUGCUGUGUUUAAGUUGUGAUUUUUAUAUGUAGAUUUGCCAGCUGAUUCCCCGACUGAAACAAUUUCACACUUCAGAUUCAGACGGUGCAGAAGGAAAAAAGGCUACAAGAUUUAUUUUGAUAUCUUCUAUUUUGUAUAGUGCGGUAUGAGGGAUUAGAGGGUGGUUAUUACCAAAGCAACUGAAGAAAUUUGAGGAGUACACCAGCCAUUUUCUACCACUGCAGCUAUUUGUACCGAUUUUGUUUGUUUAGGGGGUUUCUUUAUGUUCGGGGGGGUGGGGCAGACACUUGUUAAAAGCACAUUUUGUACAGAAAGGAAAAGACGCGGGUUCUUUUUCUUAUUUGGCUUUUGAAAUAUUCAAAAUAUGAAAAAUUGUAAGAGUUUUUUUCUUGUAAAUAAUGGCAGUGACUCAUCAGCAGACAUGCCUUUGUGUAUCCAACAGAACAACCAUUCUUUUAACUCAUAAUGUUCUCAGAAUGUUUUUGAUGUUAUAAAUGAAUCUUGUAUAUAACGGCAAACUACUAAGAAAAAAGGGUAAAUUGUUGCUUUCAACUGUGCUAUUUAGCCGGGUUGUAAUUUAAAAACUCUUAAGUUAAUAUAUUGAAAAUUUGAUAAACAAACUUUUAAGAGUCAGUGAUGAAUAUUUUCCUAUGAUAUAUGUGUGAUAUUUUAGCCGAUCACUCAACCUAAGAGUCACCUUGAUGCAGCUGUGGUUGCUGUUUCCUGACAAAGUUGCACAUUAACUGGUUAGCAGCUAACUUUGUUCACCUGCUCUUUGGCCCUUUUUGCCUAAAAGAGCGAGCUGUGGGUUCACAGGUAGUUGGUGGGCUAGCCAGCGAUGCACAAAUACUUAAUUCCUCCUCUCAGGUGUCCCGUAGCUCAGACAGAUAAUUAACAUUGUUAUACUAAACAAUUUAAAUGAAUAUAAAAAUCUCACAGCUGUAGGAACAAAUUCUCUUCUAAAGGUAACUGCCAUUUUUACUGCUAAAAUAUUAUGGAGAGGGUAAAUAUUAUUGACAAAUUUGCUCAUGACAGUUUCCUCACAAAGUCGAUGUGCAGCUUUACAACAACAACAACUCCCAAAAGGCUAAAAACACAGGCUACAGAGCUGGUAGUUGACUGUGGUAUUGGGCCUAUAUGUGACUUUUUGUUUCAUGUAACCUCACCCAUGUAUUAUGAAAGGGAAUUUUAUAUUUAUUUUCAGCUCUAUUUAUCAUAAAUUGUACAGCUUUUUUUUUUUUUUUGAGGUUUGAGCAGGGCUAUCCAAAAGCUUGAGCAGGGCUAUCCAACUCGACCAAUGACAUGAAAGUCUGCAACGAUCACCCGUUAUUACGUACACAUGAGAUUUACCUGAAUUCUUUUUUGUUCCAGUGCAGAUGAACAGCGGGUCUCAAGAUCCACACGCAACAAUUUGAGUUGAACUUGAAUGUAAGAAAUCCUUUGAGAGGUGAAUGUAGCUGUGUCCAUGCACAAUCAAAGAUCAUUAAAUGUCUGUAAUUUACUGUUAAAGUUACUGAUAAAUGUUAUACAGAAGACUAUGAACAAUUCAAAACUGUACAUAAUUUCAGCCUCAGCACAAAAGUCUCACAGAAGAGAAACAACAAAAGGUGUGUAAGUUUGAUUUAUUUUGUGAUCUCUUAUUUAUGGGAUGUACUGUUUGUAAUUUUGAACUGACAAUAAACCAUGUUUGCCACGA